Molecule: messenger RNA, 765 nt
Organism: Lodderomyces elongisporus
Lineage: Eukaryota; Fungi; Ascomycota; Pichiomycetes; Serinales; Debaryomycetaceae
Gene: NOP6
Product: Nop6p
Exons: 1
Coding region: 1-765 (254 amino acids)
Biological process (GO): ribosomal small subunit biogenesis
Cellular component (GO): nucleolus
Molecular function (GO): rRNA binding
Source: RefSeq, a predicted model, not a curated record
AUGUCUGAAGUAAAGCCUGUCAAGUUGUCCAAAAAGGAGCAAAAAUCCAAGCAGUUUCGUAAAAGUAAAGAGGAAAGGGAAGCUGCCAAACUCGAGAAACAAGAGUCCAAAAAGAGGAAACUAGAGCAGCAAGAAGAAAAAGCAGAGGAAAAAGCCUCCUCUGGGUUAAAUGAUACAGUGAAUACAAAGAAAGAAGGAAAAGAAGAAAAAGAGAUAGGAGGAAAUUCAUCAAAAGAUAAGCUGUUAGAUGCUGUUUCAGAGGGCGACGAGCCAGUAAAGAAAAAACGCAAAACCAGACGAGGCAAAAAAGGAAGAGGUACUAUUGUUAAUGAAGAUGAGACAGUGACAAAAAAGGCACCCAGGUUUAUAUUAUUUGUUGGUAAUCUUCCCUUUGACAUACAGCAAGCUGAACUUAUAGCUCAUUUCUCGAAAUGUUCACCUGAUAGGAUUAGGAUACGAUCUGAUAAAGGAAUAGCAUUUCUUGAGUUUGACAGUGAUACAAAGGAUAUUCAGAGUAAGAUGGAGUUGGCAUUGAAGUUGCACCACACGGAAAUUCGACAGCGAAGAAUUAACGUUGAAUUGACCGUUGGUGGUGGUGGUAAUUCGGAGACCAGAAAAGAAAAGUUGAAACAAAAGAAUGAAAAGGCACACGAAUUAAGACAAUUGAGAAGGGCCGAGGAAGAGAAGAAGAAAAAAGAGAAGAGCAAAGUUAGUGAGAAGGAUUUGGGUGGUAUCCAUCCUUCAAGAGCACAAUUGAUGAAGUAG